GUCCCGCCUAACCCUGGAGCGGUUGACCACGAGAUCUAGUGCUUUGACUUUCCACGGACGGGCUUUGACCAGUGGACGUCUCCACCCGAUUGUGUUAGGUUAGCCCAUAGGGACACCUGGGAGCAACAUCUGGGCCAAACCCACAGCUACAUCCCCUCCGUGUAGACCCGACGCGUCCGUUUCCCCCUCCAGGUGCCGCCGGCGGUGCCAUCUGUGAGGGGGGGCCACACCCCGGAGACGCAUGCCGCCUCUUCAGACAUGCCACCACACCACCCAGUUGUGGUAGGUCAUCCCAUAUAAACACUUGGGAGCAACGUCCCCUCCGUAUAGACCCAAUGCGGCUGUUUCCCCCUCGAGGUGUCGGCCGCCGCCGGCGGCGCCGUCCGUGAGGGGGGUCACACCCCUCCGUAUAGAAUCAAAAAGUAAGGUAUUUAUUCUUAUAUUAACACAUGCUACAUGUAAGUUAAUUAAAUAAUAAUAUGUAAAAGAACAAAAAAUUAUAUGAAAUGCAAAAAAAACUAUGCCGACGGCAAAGCCGUCGGCAUAGAUGAGGCCAGGGGCAGAUGGACGGCGCACCGUGGAUCGGUGACGUGGCAUCUAUGCCGAAGGCAGCCGUCGGCAUAGGUGGUGGUCGGUGCGCCUCGGAUCGAUGAUGUGGCACGCGCAUCUAUGCCGACGGCCGCCCGUCUCGGCUGUCGGCUCUGUUUUCGAGUCGCUCGACUAGUCGCGACUAGUCGACGAGUCACCAGUGCAGGAGCGACUCAGGCUCUCGACUCGACUCCUGGCAUGAAUCGAGCGACUAGUCGCUGUGUCUGAGUCGAACGACUCACUUAUUUUGGGCCCCCAACAGUUCUGUGUUUUUUUAACUGUAUUUGCUUGGCCCAUCAGCCCAUCCCACCCCUGGAAACCCUAUAGAGGAUCCAUUCCCCCUCACCCUGACCUAACCCUCUCCCUGGCGGCUGCCUUCCCUCCUCCCCUGGUUGCUGCUGGUGGUGUGCUCCUCCCCUCCUCCUCUGGCUGUUGUUGCUGCUGCUGUGCUCCUUCCCUCCUCCUUUGGUUGUUGCUGCUGCUAUGCUCCUCCACUCCUCCCAUGUGGUUGAUGCCGCUGCUGUUGUGCUCCUCCACUCCUCCCCUGGUUGCUUCUGCUGCUGCUGUGUGCUCCUCCCCUGGUAACUUGGUAAGUACUAUCAUGUAUCCCUUUUCCUCUCUUUUCCUUUUGCUCUGAUCUAGAUGCUGCUGCUGCUGGGAGGACCUCUAGUGUUUCUGCUAGGUAGCUUAGGGCUUGAUUUGGUGAAAAAAAACAACUAAGUGGAGUUAUCUUUCCUUAUAUCACAGAUUCAUAGCAAGCACCAUGUCCUCCCAGCCCGAGAUAGCCCAAGUUGUUCGAUCAGGUCAAGCUGCAGAAGAAGCUGAUGAGCACUAUGAUCCAUUCAAAGAUCCUAAGAGGAGGCCAACAAAGAGCAAGGAUCCAGCAUGGAAAUAUGCAUUCUGGCCAGAUCUUAACAAGAGGUUGUUGCUGCAGUGUAAUUUGUGCGCCGAGCAAAUUACCUCUGGACCUUGUAGGAUGAAGAAACACCUUGCUGGGGGGUUUACAAUUGUGAGUAUGUGCACCAAAACAACCCCUGCAAUUCGAAAGGAGAUGCACGGCUACUUGAAGACUCACUCAUUCCGUUUCAAAAAUCUUGAUGGAGAUGAAGGUGGUGAAGAAGAUGGUGAAGAAGGUGCUGAACAAGAGAACUGUGCAGGAAGUUCAAGAGCUUCCAACUCCAACGCCUCCACGAAAAGGAAAUCAGAGGGGACUACUCAUUUGGCAGCGACGGUGGCAAAGAAGCAAGGAAAGUCCAUUGCAGAUCGGAUUCGGAAGACACCGGAAGAGGUGGUUGCCGAUAGACAUAUGUCAAAGGGCACUCAAAAGAAUAUGAAGGAUUACAACAAGAAGACAGAGGAGCAAAAAGAUGAUGUAGAUGGUCAUGUAGCUGACUUUUUGUAUGAGAAUUGCCUUCCACUCAAUAUUGUCAAUUCAAGGAGUUGGGAGAUUCUAUUGGAAUCUAUAGGGCAGUAUGGCUCUGAUUAUAUAUCUCCUACUUAUCAUCAAGUGAGGGAACCAUUGCUUGAGAGGGCAAAGAUGUGGACCGACAACUUGAAAGGGAAGCAUGAAGUUGCAUGGAAAGAAUAUGGUUGCUCACUCAUGUCAGAUGGCUGGACGGACAUGACCGGGCGGCACUUGAUCAACUUACUCGUCAAUAGUCCAGAAGGUACCUUCUUCUUAGGGACAGCCAAUGUUUCUUUUGAAAUAGUUGAUGCAAAUCUGGUGGCAAAGCUGUUGAGCGAACAAAUUGAUGCAAUUAGCCUUGAAUUGGUAGUCCAAGUAGUUAGCGAUAAUGGAUCUAACUACAAGGCAGCCGGUAGACUUCUAAUGGAAAAGUAUCCUACAAUGUAUUGGACACCUUGUGCUGCCCACUGUUUGGAUCUUAUGCUAGAGGACAUUGGGAAGAUCAAAGAGUUCAGUCGUUGCAUUGCUAAAGCAAAGAGAACAACCAGAUUUAUUUAUGCCCAUGGAAAGGUUCUUGAUUUAAUGAGAAGCUUGAAUGGUAAGCAAGAAAUUGUGAGGCCUGGAGCAACUCGUUUUGCUACGUCAUUCCUUACUUUGGAAAGCAUGUGGAAGCAAAGGCAAACAUUGAAAACUCUCUUUGUUAGCCCACAAUGGUAUGCAAACAGAUUAAAGGACAACGAAGGAGGGAAGGCGGCUGAAGCAACUGUGAUCUCCGUGUCAUUUUGGCAAUCGGUGGAGCAUUGCAUGAGAGCUUCACAACCACUUCUUAGAGCUUUGAGGAUCGCUGAUGGUGACGAGACUCCGGCUAUGGCAGAAAUGUGGGCAGCCAUGGAUUUUGCAAAGACACGCAUAAAGGAAGCUUUGACACAUAAGCCAAACCUCCUAGGUCAAGUGGUAGCUAUUGUUGAUAAGAGGUGGGAUAAUCAGAUGGAACAAAAGCUACAUGGGGCUGCUUUCUUCUUGAACCCAAAUAAAUUCUUUGCCAUUAAGGAGUCCAACAAAAGACAAGCCUCCCGUCUCCGUUCAAUGUUCAAUGAUGUGCUAUGGAAGAUGGUGCCCGAUGAUGAGCAGCAAACAACUAUAAGUAGGGAAGCUGACGACUAUGAGCUGGGGAGUGAAUGUUUCUCGAAGCCAUUGUCAAUUAAAGACCGUGACAAAAAAAGCCCUCUUCUUUGGCGGAAUGCUUAUGGUGGCCUUGCUUUUGACCUCCAAACUCUUGCAAAGCGAAUCAUUAGUCUAUGUUGUUCAGCAUCCGGCUGCGAGCGCAAUUGGAGUGUAUUUGCUCAUAUCCACACUAAAGGGAGAAACCGUCUAGAGUACAAGAGAUUGAACAAGCUAUCAUAUGUCUCGUACAACCGGAAAAUGGAAGCUAGGUUUCAGAAUCUGCGUGAGCAAGGCUCUAAUGCAAAGAAAUCUAGUCCACUUAUCCUAGAAGAAUUCGAAUGGGAUAAUGAAUGGGUUGAUAUCAAUGCUGAAAUGGUGUUGCCAUGGAGCUCCAUUACACAACUCUCCGGGAGAAAUCCCUUGCUUCGGAUGGUCGAAGCGGACGACGACGACGACUACGUCGUUUCCUUCUUUGAGGCAUCGUCUUGGAGAGUCAGCAUGUUGGAGUUUGCACGGAUCUCUUCGUCGUCGGGGACAGUGGACGUCAGGGCGGCGGCUCCGGGUGGUUUCUGA
Aegilops tauschii subsp. strangulata is the source of this 3730-nucleotide messenger RNA. RefSeq lists its product as uncharacterized. The record is from RefSeq and is a predicted model, not a curated record. Lineage: Eukaryota; Viridiplantae; Streptophyta; Magnoliopsida; Poales; Poaceae.